UAUAGUUUGUGAAGAAAAUUAGAGCGAUUUAGUCAGACAUCGUUUGGUCUCAUUAGUACCGUCAAACUAGACGGGAUAUGUAUUGACGUGCAAUUGGAAUCUUUUUCAGAAUUUUAAUAUCAAUGAACGCGCGAAGAAUCGGGCGGAAGUUUUUCGUUCGUUCAAAAAUUUGUCGUAAAAAAAAAAGAAAAAAAUAUUAAAAAUUUCCCUGUCAUCGAUAUGGCCAAAUUUUAUCUCGAGAAAGUAACGAUACGAUGCUCGAUCGACAUAACUUUUUGUUCAACAAAUUACAACGCUAUUUUUUCUUUUUCUUCUUUUUUUUUCAACAAAAACGUCUCUAUCGAAAUUGUUGAUUUAGAAGUUGAACACGAUCCUUUGGACAAAAGUUUCCCCAUCAGUAAGUCGUGCCGUUACAGUUACGAGUCUAUAUGAGGUCCAGAAGUUAGGUGGCGUUGACCAUUCAUCCGUAGAAAUCAGCAACGAUGAUACCACGAAUUUUGUUCGCGUUUCUACUCCUUGAUUUGACGACAGCAUUUACAUUGACGUUACCGGAGAUAACGUCAUACGCGAAAGUAUCGAAGAAUGGUCAAGAAACGAAGAAUACCGGAAGCGGACCAUUUUCAUGGAUCACAAGGGCAUUAACGCGAGCCAAUGUCUCCAGCAACGUCGAAAACGAGAGUAGAAGUGUUAAGGACAUCGUUAUCACUGUGUCACCGAUUUACGUGCCACCCAAAACUCCAAAAUUGAAAACCGGAGAAGUUGUCGAUUAUCCUUCGACAAAACGGUACUCGACUAUAGACGAGGAUUUAUUGGCAAAGUUAGACUCGACGAAAUCAAAAAUCAAGAUACAAGAAAGAUUUCGUCCGCCAGCUAUUUUCGAGCACAGCGCUAAACAACAAGUCUCAUCGAGUCCUUCGAUGUCUUCGUCGGCUGAUUCGAGUCCCGAUAAACCGCCGAGUUCGAGUAUAUCGGGAUAUUCGAGGCCUGUAUACGCUGGGCCUUAUAAUUUGAAAACGACCGAUUACGACAAACCCAAAGAUUAUAUUAUCGAUAAUCCGAUCUCGAAACCAAUUGGAAUGGAUAAUUAUCCGUCUAUCAUAGAGGACGAUAAACCGAUGGAUUCGUACAAGGAUCAAAUGGAUCCUUUCCCAAAUCAUCAGAAUGAUCAAAUGGAUUUUCCAAGUUUCUCAUCCGGAACUUCGUACGACGAUCACGCAGCACCAAAACCGAUCGAAUUUGAUAGACCAACGUUCGACGACGACGACAACGAUGACGACGAUAAUUACCCUCCUGAUCACGAUCAUUAUCACGAAGUGAUCUACGAUCAUUUGCCAGAAUUUCAUCAUCAUCAUCAUCACCGUUCCACUACGCCUGAACCUGAGAUGAACGAUCAGCGGCUCGAUAAAAGACCCUAUUCGUAUUAUUUCAUUGGGAAAAAGCUUUGGUACAUUCCGCUCUACUUCAGUAUUUAUUUUAUCGUUUAUAUAGCGGCAUUAGUAUUAAAGAGUAUUGCCAGGCACAAGAUCACUUUUCCCGCUCAUCUAGCUGAGGCUACUGGACACGGUAGAACGAACAACAAUGACGUUGGUUGGUGGGAUCUCACCAAUCGUGUCUUCACUGGAAUCGAACGUUUUGCGGAAAGAUUUGGAAAGGGAUCUUAACUUUUUAUUUCAUGUUACUAUAUCCCUUCGAAAUUUUGAAAAGUCUCAAGUGAUUAAGAACGAAGAGAAUUUUCAACUUUCGACAGUUUCGUCGGGGACAGACUCUUUUUGAGUAUCCAAGUGUAAUAUGU
Molecule: messenger RNA, 1792 nt
Organism: Vespula vulgaris
Lineage: Eukaryota; Metazoa; Arthropoda; Insecta; Hymenoptera; Vespidae
Exons: 4
Coding region: 483-1661 (392 amino acids)
Source: RefSeq, a predicted model, not a curated record